Molecule: messenger RNA, 2948 nt
Organism: Somion occarium
Lineage: Eukaryota; Fungi; Basidiomycota; Agaricomycetes; Polyporales; Cerrenaceae
Source: the annotation of a GenBank genome assembly
AACCACCGUUGUUGUCCAAUUGUUUGAGAGGUACUUACACUGUUUUUGCAGCGAUUGAUAUCCCUGUGACUUCAUCAUAUCCGGCCACAAUGAGCCAUCCUUUGACCAGUGGUUCUAGCAGACCCUGGACAGGGCAUUCUACCAACCGACCAUACACAGCACAAUCCAGACCCACUACCGCGCGACCUCAGACAGCUGUUUCAUCCAGGCACGAAACAAGUUAUAUUGUGGCCGUCUUAGAGGGGAGAGGCUUAGGUAGGGACGUCGGGAUAACGGCUCUUGACAGAGAUACCGGCAAAGUUAACCUCAUUCAGCUGGCCGACUGCCCAACAUACGUCAAGACCCUUCAUCAAUUGCACUUGCAUAUGCCCUCUCUUAUACUUGUUCCAGACACUUUCCUCUCCAUUGCCAAUGAUUCUCUAGCUUCUGGGGGGAAGAAGCCUGCGACAACCUCUCUGCUUGUACAAUGCAUACUUGAGGAAUUCGAGUCUGUUUCCGUCGAGCCAGUGAUGCGCAAAUAUUGGAAUGAGACAGCAGGGCUUGAAUUUGUGAACCAACUGUGCAUUGAGGAUGACGAGCGUGCAGCUACUCUGAUAGCCUCCGCGAAUAAGUAUUAUGCAUUAUCUGCAACAAGUGCGCUCUUCAAACAUGCAGAGUAUAAGUUGAAUACUCGAUUUUCUCCUUCAUCUCUUCGUAUUCGUUAUGUUCAGGUUGACGGAACGAUGAUGAUCGAUCCUGAGACUGCACGAAACUUGGAGCUUGUCGGUAGCAUGGCAAGCAAGAAGUCUUCGCAUUCAUUGUUCGGGGUCCUCAACCAUACAUAUACUGCGAUGGCAGGGCGUUUGCUUCGCGUGAAUCUGCUGGCACCCAUUACAUCCCAAAAUGCCAUUGAUGCUCGCCUUGAUGUUGUAGAAGAACUUGUCCAGAGCGAAGAUCGGUUCAUCGAAAUCAAAGACGCUCUGAAAACCUUAAUCAAGAUGGAUUUUGACAAAAUCAUUGCAUGUUUUACAGUCGCAGAAAAUUCUGACUUUGCUUCCGCAAAGGUUGCGUCGGCACGCGUUACGCUCAUGCUCAAUUUGCGUAGCAUCGUGAAGAACCUUCCACUAGUUGCAAAUGCUUUAGAAGGCAGUCAUUCGCAACUCCUGCAAAUUGUCAAGGACAUGAUAUCCGAUAGUCGCCUUGAAGAGAUUGAGCAAGAGAUCGAAAAGCACCUGAACGACGAUGUGACACCUGUCAAGGGAGGUCUGAGAGCUGUCAACUCACGUGUCUAUGCUGUGAAGGCGAACUGCAACCGUUUGCUGGAUGUAGCAAGAGAAACUUACAAGGAGAGUAUCUCAGAUAUUUUCAACCUCAAUUCGGAGUUAAGCAAGAAGCAUGAACUCCUGCUUACUCUUGUUCACCAAGACACUGGAUUUAUCUUCCAAUUGAAGAAGUCUGAGCUUGAAGGAAAUGAACUUCCUCGAGGUUUCAUCAAUGUCGUCGCUAAGAAGGGAAAGUACACCUUUUCUAGCCUAGACUUGCAAAAACGUAAUGCACGUAUGAAGGACGCGUUGGAUGAGACUCUUGUUCUGAGUGCAAAAGUUAUCAACGAUCUCAUUCAAUUCGUCGUGGCUAACAUAGGCGCGUUGUACAAGGCGUCUGAAGCCGUUGCUCUCUUGGACAUGCUGUGGUCUUUCGCUCAUACCUCCAUUAUCCGCAGUUAUGUACGCCCCGAAUUCACAGGGACGCUUGCAAUAAAAGGUGGACGACACCCUGUGCUGGAAGGUGUUCAGACCGCGGGGAUGACUGUCCCGAAUGAUGUCUACUGCUGUGAUUCGUCGUCUUUUCAGAUCGUUCAAGGUCCAAACAUGUCAGGCAAGAGCACGUACCUGCGACAAAUUGGUUUGCUUACGGUUAUGGCGAUGAGUGGGUGCUUCGUACCGGCGGAAUAUGGGAGCUUUCGGAUUCAUGACGCACUUCUCACACGUCUGUCUAACGACGACGACAUGGAAAAGAGUCUAAGCACAUUCGCAAGUGAGAUGGCAUCUUCUGCUAUGAUUCUCGGAAUCGCUACAUCGGAUUCUUUGAUUUUAAUCGAUGAACUCGGUCGCGGCACUUCUCCUACAGAGGGUGUCGGUAUAUCACACGCUAUCGCAGAAAGACUCAUAAGAACAAAAGCCUACGUAUUCUUCGCCACGCAUUUCGGCGAACUUUCAACCACGCUGUCCCGUCAGCCAUCCGUCGUGAAUCUGCAUCUUUCUGUACAGAAAUCCCGGAGGUCUGCUGCCAGCUUCGGCAUGACAUUCCAAUACAAGAUCGUCGAUGGCGCGCCAGAAGAUAUGGAACACUACGGCUUGGACCUUGCCCGGCUAGCGGAUCUACCGGAAGAUGCGUUAAUAGAGAGUAGACGCGUCGCCGAUAAGCUGUCCGAGUUGGAAGCAAGACAACAUGAAGAGAGCAGAACAACAAAAGUCGCUAUUCGAAGGAAGGCACUCCUACGGCUCAAAACACAACUUACCCAAGCUCUAGACCAUUCGACCCUCCCUCCCGAAGAACUUCGCAACUAUGUCGCUCGUUUCCAGAAGGAGAUCACUACUGUUUUGCACGAUACACUCUGACUAUUUUCUCGCAUGGCUACUCUCUAGUUGACGGCGGCGAACUUGACGUCUUUACCUUCCUUUGCUGGACCCUGAACGAACGAGCAGCGUCGACUUGCAUUUCUUGGACUGGCAAUUUGUAACUAGACUGUGGGAAAUGUCAUCUGGACCUUCAGACGUUUCUACACUGGUGCUGCAGAUAGACCAGUCACAUCGACCUUCAUUAUGUGUCAAGCCAGUGCCACAUACUGAUUCAGCAUAGACUGGAGACCGAAACCUCCUUAGUUAGAAAGUCAAAAUCCCGCUCUUGGCUAACACCUUCAGCCUGUUUCUUUCGAUGUGGAGGAUUCGCCCUCGAUACGUUACUCUAGU